AUGUCCAACCAAGACCAAGGCCUGGAUCCUGAUCUCCCUCCCCAGCCCAAAGCCAUCCUCCGCGGCCACAAAGCUCAGGUCCACGCUGCAGCCUUCAUCAGGUCCAACCAGCGCCUCCUCACCGGAGAUGCCGAUGGCUAUGUCGUGGCCUGGGACCUGGCCAUCAUGAGGCCAACAGCCGUGUGGCAGGCUCAUGGAAAUGCCAUCCUGGGCAUAUCGGAGUGGCGGCCCGACAAGGUCAUCACUCAUGGGAGGGACAACAAGCUCAUUGUCUGGAGGCUGACCUUGGACGACGAGCCCGCUCUGGCUUCCACCUUGCCCUUGGACACGGCGUCUGGGCCUAGACCCAAGCCAUGGAUGCUGCACCUUCUCGAGGUCAAUACCAUGAACUUUUGCUCCUUUGCCUCUUCCGCCGUCUCACCUGCCACGCCGUCCGCACCAGACUUUGUUUCUGAGCAGCCAUCAACCUCCGUUUCAGAGCUACUGAUUGCGGUGCCUAAUACAUUGGCCUCUGAGGCUGUCGAUAUCUACCAUCUCCCGUCUCAGACGCGCAUCCAUACUGUCAGGCUGGGCCAAGACAACGGCAUGGCCAUGGCUCUUGCGCUCGCUUGGCUGGAUGGCGUGCUCACACUCGUUGUUGGCUACGAGAAUGGAUUGGCAGUUGUUGCACAACUCGAUGGCGAUGGCAGUGGCGAUGACGAUGGCUUCUGGACCGUCAUAUACCGCAACCAAAGCCACAGCCAACCCAUUCUUUCACUCGACGUUGCACCGAACCGAGAGUAUUUUCUGACCACUGGCGCUGACGCCGUCAUUGCAAAGCAUCCUCUCCUUCCGCAAUUGCCUCGAGUCGCUGGCCUUAUCCGAGAUGUGCCCGAGACAGAGAUCGGUUCCAAGAUCAUGGACUCGGAAGGCGACGGGGACGCAGAUCCAGGAACAGGGCAGGGAAACCCAUCCUCCGCCCUCUCAACAGCGCUAGGUAACCAUGAUUCAGCCGCGCGGCCAAAGGCUAGGAAGAGAAUUGAGAUCCAGACGCAGCCCAUCAAAUCCGUCGAUACCAAGCACUCUGGCCAACAGGGCCUCAGGAUUCGGUCUGAUGGGCGUAUCUUUGCCACUGCAGGCUGGGAUUCAAAAACGCGAGUCUACUCGACCAAGUCAAUGCGCGAAGUCGCCGUCCUUAAAUGGCACACGGUCGGUUGUUUCUCUGUAGCAUUUGCAGAUGUCACACUUCCCCAGUCCGAUAACCACGGGCCCACACAACAUCAGUCAAAUGACGAGGAGGCUCCUUCGGCGACAAAAGUCGUUUCGCGGAUGCUCAAAAUGACAGUCAAGGAGAGACGAAUCAACCAAGCCAUGAAUGCACAUUGGCUGGCAGCUGGGAGCAAAGAUGGCAAGGUGAGCUUGUGGGACAUGUUCUAA
Molecule: messenger RNA, 1416 nt
Organism: Diaporthe amygdali
Lineage: Eukaryota; Fungi; Ascomycota; Sordariomycetes; Diaporthales; Diaporthaceae
Product: wd repeat-containing protein
Exons: 1
Coding region: 1-1416 (471 amino acids)
Molecular function (GO): protein binding
Source: RefSeq, a predicted model, not a curated record